GACACUAAUGAGCAAGUUCUUCCCACCGGUCUCCUGCCUGGAAGUGCUGACAGAUCAAGGCAACAAAUUUCAAUUACAAGCUCUAAUUUGUGUCCGCAGAGCGUUUGUUACCCAUGUCAGAACUGUUUGGCCCCUCAGACGAGGCAGAGCUUGCAGGAAGAGAAGAGGAGGAGGAGGAGAGCAGCGCCGCGUUUGCAAAAAGGAAUAGCUCGGGCUUCGGAAGAGAGGGAAGAAAGGGGAAGGGGACGCACCCCAAACCACUUUGGGCGGCUAGAAGUCGGAUGUAGAAGAAAAGGCGAAGCGGAGACGAACGGUGCGGCCUGGAAGGAGGAAAGCAGACACGGGGGAGAGGAAAGGAGCCCGCCGGCCCGGGCAUGGCGGAGAAAAGGAGAGCCUCCCCUUGCACCAUGCUGAGCCUCAAGGCUCACGCUUUCUCGGUGGAGGCGUUGAUCGGAGCUGAGAAGCUGCAGCAGGAGGAUCAGCCGCAGAAACGACGGAAGCUGGCAGGCGCCGGCGGAGAAGAGGCGCCGGCCGAAGGGCUUAGCAGUUGCGGCAAGGGCUCCACAGACGGCGCAGAGAGCAGUGCCGCUUUGCCGCCUGGCUCUGAGACAGGGGCGGCCGCGGGGAAUCGCGGCGCCCGGGCAUUGCCUCCCGGUGGCUGCGAAGAGAGUUUCCUAAAUGCUUCGUCCCCCCCACUGUCCCCCGGCGGCCCUACCAAGGCCGCAGGCUCUUCUAGGCCUGCUUCUCCUUUGCUUGCCUCGCAAGUGCCUCGGGUAGACCUGCAGGGCGCAGAGCUCUGGAAGCGCUUCCACGAGAUCGGCACCGAGAUGAUCAUCACCAAGGCGGGAAGACGGAUGUUUCCUGCAAUGAGAGUGAAAAUGUCAGGCUUAGACUCUCAUCAACAGUACUACAUUGCUAUGGAUAUCGUCCCUGUGGAUAACAAAAGAUACAGGUAUGUUUAUCACAGCUCCAAAUGGAUGGUAGCUGGUAAUGCUGAUUCGCCUGUUCCUCCCCGUGUGUAUAUUCACCCAGAUUCACCAGCCUCAGGAGAGACUUGGAUGAGGCAAGUGAUUAGCUUUGACAAACUGAAACUUACAAACAAUGAACUGGAUGAUCAGGGACAUAUUAUCCUCCAUUCUAUGCACAAAUAUCAGCCACGUGUCCAUGUCAUUCGGAAAGACUGUGGGGAUGACCUCUCCCCAGUCAAACCUAUUCCUUCGGGAGAAGGAGUGAAGGCAUUCGCCUUUCCUGAAACUGUUUUCACAACUGUCACGGCAUACCAGAAUCAACAGAUCACCCGACUCAAGAUUGAUAGAAAUCCAUUUGCCAAAGGAUUUAGAGAUUCUGGGCGUAACAGGAUGGGAUUGGAAGCUUUAGUUGAGUCUUACGCAUUCUGGAGACCUUCACUGAGGACACUUACUUUGGAAGAUAUACCCGGGAUCUCAAAACAAGGAAAUGCUGGCUCUUCCACUUUGCUCCAGGGAACUGGUACUGGAGUACCAGCCACUCAUCCCCAUCUUCUGUCCCCUUGCUCUUCUCCUGCCUUUCAUCUUGCUCCCAACACCGGCCAGCUUUGCAGCCUCACUCCAGCUGACUACACGGCUUGCGCCCGUCCAGGUCUAGCCCUCAAUAGAUACAGCACUUCCUUGGCUGAAACCUAUAACAGGCUUACAAACCAAGCCAGUGAGACCUUUGCAACCCCAAGGACUCCCUCUUACAUUGGUGUAUCAGGUAGCUCGACAGUGAACAUGCCUGUGGCGGGCAGUGACGGUGACACAUUCAGCUGUCCCCAGACAGGCUUAUCAAUGCAGAUGUCGGGGAUGUCUCCGCAGCUCCAGUACAUUAUGCCUUCCCCAUCAGGCAAUGCCUUUGCUGCAAAUCAAACCCACCAGAGUUCCUACAACACUUUCAGACUGCACAGCCCUUGUGCACUUUAUGGAUACAACUUCUCCACAUCCCCCAAACUGGCUGCCAGUCCUGAGAAAAUCGUUUCUUCCCAAGGAAGCUUCUUAGGGUCGUCGCCAAGUGGAACCAUGACUGAUCGGCAGAUGUUGCCCCCUGUAGAAGGAGUGCACUUACUUAGCAGCGGGGGGCAGCAGAAUUUCUUUGACUCUAGGACUCUAGGAAGCUUAACACUGUCAUCAUCUCAAGUAUCUGCACAUAUGGUUUGAUAAAGCCUUUUAAAAAUAAAAAGUACAGUGUAUUGGUUUCUGCAAUGUAUUUCCGUUUAGGGAAUAUGCUAAGGUGAUUAUUGUACCUUGUAAGGUGUUUGUUUAAAAAAAAAUGCUGAAGGAAGUUUGAAUCUUUUGACUUGCCUAUAGGCAGAUAUUUGGAUAUGCUGUAGUGUUCUGAGUUAAGCUGCGUUUGUUUGCAGAAUAGCCCAUUUAGUUUCCUGGUAGCAUACCACUUCAUUUUAUAACACGUUUGGCCAUAUGCAACAAAUUAAGCAGCGUUUCCUGCAGCACUCUUUCCCCCCACAUCUUUUGCUCUUUAAAUAACAAAACAACACUCAGGUCUGAUUUAGAUGAAACAAAAAACACUUUAAAAUAUAUAUAACUACUAUUUUAUAACAGCCGUCCUUAAAGUAUUCUUAUUGCAACGAGCUGAUGCCUUGAUGCAUGCAUUCCUUCUCUGUUGUAAGAGAGAUAAUAACCAUAUGUGUGCUUUCAUUAGGCUUCGUCCAGAAGUCUGUGUCAAAAUAAAGGGAUGGGAUAGGAUAAUUUCCCUUCUAAAGCUU
Messenger RNA from Rhineura floridana, 2737 nucleotides. RefSeq names its product T-box transcription factor 18 (gene TBX18). Gene Ontology annotation, cellular component: nucleus. The transcript is spliced from 8 exons. Gene Ontology annotation, molecular function: RNA polymerase II cis-regulatory region sequence-specific DNA binding; DNA-binding transcription factor activity, RNA polymerase II-specific. The record is from RefSeq and is a predicted model, not a curated record. The coding region runs from base 375 to 2171 and encodes 598 amino acids. NCBI's taxonomy places the organism in Eukaryota, Metazoa, Chordata, Lepidosauria, Squamata, Rhineuridae. Gene Ontology annotation, biological process: cell fate specification; regulation of transcription by RNA polymerase II; positive regulation of DNA-templated transcription.